Stomoxys calcitrans (stable fly) is the source of this 3252-nucleotide messenger RNA. RefSeq lists its product as uncharacterized. Gene Ontology annotation, biological process: DNA integration. The coding region runs from base 61 to 2820 and encodes 919 amino acids. Gene Ontology annotation, molecular function: nucleic acid binding. Lineage: Eukaryota; Metazoa; Arthropoda; Insecta; Diptera; Muscidae. The record is from RefSeq and is a predicted model, not a curated record. The transcript is spliced from 2 exons.
GUUUAAGUAUGUAUUAGGUGUUAUAGAUGCUUCAGGGUAGAGCCAAGGAAAAUUCAUCAAAUGAUGGGGAAUUUGCCAGGAGACAGAGUUAUAAGAACUCGCCCGUUCUUGAAUGUGGGCAUUGAUUAUCUUGGUCCAAUAGAAAUACACCAUAAAGUUAGAGGAAAGAGAAUAGACAAAUCGUAUGUGUGCGUUUUUGUCUGUUUUGCCACGAAAGCAGCGCAUUUGGAAGUGGCAUCAGAUUUGACGUCAGCGGCGUUUAUUGGUGCAUUAAAAAGGUUUGUAGCAAGGCGCGGAUGUCCAACUAGGAUUUAUUGUGAUAAUGGGACUAACUUUGUAGGGGCCUCAAACAGUUUGCACGAAAUCUACAAAUUGUUUGCAGAAAAACAACAUAAGGAGAAGAUUGAUGAGUUUUGUCUGCAACGGGACAUAGAGUGGAUUAAUAUUCCUGCACGAUCACCGCAUGUUGGAGGACUAUGGGAGGCAUGCGUGAAAUCAGUGAAGAAGCAUUUUCAUAAGGCGGUAGAGGGAAUAAUGACAUACGAAGAGUUAUGUACAUUAAUCGCUCAAAUUGAGGCCGUUUUAAAUUCCAGGCCGUUAACACCAUUGUCUGAAGAUCCAAAUGACAAUAGUGUAUUGACUCCGGGGCAUUUUCUAAUAGGAGAGGCCUUUACGACAAUAGUUGAUUCGUCGGAGAACAAAUGCUAUAAAGGGCUGCGAGACCAUUGGAGGGCAGUACAAGAAAAUGCAAAUGCGUUUUGGGAACGUUGGUCGAUGGAAUAUCUGUCCGAAUUAAAUAAGAGGUACAAGUGGAAUAAACCUCAAUCGAAUAUGCAACCGGGUACUUUGGUUCUUUUGAAAGAGGAUAAUCUGCCACCUCUGAGCUGGAGGCGGGGCAGGGUCAUCCGAACGAUCAUAGGUUCGGAUGGGUUGUGUAGAAUGGUGGACGUAAGGACCAGCACGGGAGAAACAAAAAGAUCGAUCCAAAAUGUUUGUCCUUUUCCCACUGAGAACAAUGAGGAAAUAGUCGGAGAAGAUGAAGCUACGAUAUUGAAUGCAGCUUACAAUGAAAACAAAAAGCCGACUAUAUGCAAACGAAAAGGUUCGGUCUCACCGACCUUAAGAAGAGAGAGGAUAAAAAAUAAGAAUUUCAUAGUUUGUAUUAUAAAUUUAUUGUGUCUAAUAAGCCCAAUUAGAGCUAAAAUUGAUAUUAUUAAAUUCACGGAGAAAUCUAGCAUAUUCUUCGAAGAGGUUAGUACAGUGGGGCUAACGAAAUCAUCGUGGGAUAUUGUGGUGCAUAUCAACAUAUCAAAAUAUGCAGCUUCAAUGACAACUAUAAAUAAUGCGAUGUCGGAUUAUGGAGUUUUUGUGGAUAAGGUGUUGGAAAAGCAGCAAGUCUUUCUGCGGAACGAGCUGGAAGAAGCAUAUCAUCAAGUGCAAAAUAGGAACGAGCUUAUAAUGUCAUCAAUGCCUGAUAGAAGGUCGAAACGAGCGGCACUUGCGUUUGUUGGAGGUAUUUUUCAUUCACUGUUUGGAUUGAUGGACGAAGAACACGCUGAAGUUCUUUCUGAGAAGAUACGGAAUGCUGCGGAAAAUCAAGAGUAUCUAUUGAGUUUGGAGAGGAAUUAUACUUCUAUUCAAGACAUUACCUCUGAAGUCAUUAAAAAGCAAAAUGAGGUAAUAUUCGACAACAUCCAGAAGUUCAAAGGCUCUUUCGAUUCCUUGAAUGCACGGGUGAAUAAUCUAGCCGACCGAGAAGCUAUUGUGAGGAAAGCAACAAGCCUAUUAGCAACAUUAGAAGCGUUUGGAGAAAUUCAGAAGAAUUUAAUCACUGUGAUGACGAACACGAAAGGAAGCUUACUGCAUGAAUUAAUUUCUGUUAAGAAAUUGAAGGACGAAAUUCUGCGGAUAAGGUCCACAGUCAACAAGAGGUUGCGAUUGCCUACUGAGAGGCCAAUGGAGCUUUCAAAACUGGCACAUGUUACAACAAGAACAACAAUUGGGUUUAUUCUGUUCAACGUACGAUUACCGCUAAUUAAUGCUGAUUUGUUUACUUCAUAUGCAAUUCAUGCAUAUCCGGAGAUGCAUGAUGGUUUAUCUGUACGAAUACAACCUAGUAACAGUUAUAUGUUAAUUGACGAGAGGAAAACAAUGUUUUAUUACAUCAGCGAAGAGAACUGGGCACAUUGUCAGAAGACUGAGGAUAUGAUGAUCUGUCCUCAAACUCAUCCCUUAUACAACACACGAAAUACGCAAAGUUGCGAGGUGCAAUUGUUUCUGAAGACUAGACGAGUACCAACUAGUUGCAAGGUUGAGAUCAAGGCUUGGGCAAAUUAUUGGAAACAAGUUCAAGCUCCAAAUACUUGGAUAUUUUCGAUUUCGACACAAAUGGGAGCUGAAGCUGUUUGCGACAACAAAAGGCAUGCUGUUAUUAUAGAAGGUCAAGGGCUGAUAAAACUACAGCCAAAUUGUCAUCUCGAAACUGAAGAGACCACUUUAUGGGCGUACGACAGGUACAGCAGCGAUGCUGAUUUUAUGAUUCCAAACAUCAAUUUGACGUCAUUUUUACCUCCAUUGUCACAUUUGAAGUUGGAUAACGAGAUUGCAAUUUAUAAACUCUCAGACAUCCCUAAGGCAACUUCAAUUCUUGGCUGGCCCACGCAUUUAAAUAUUCAUCAUCUGGCACAUUAUGGCUUCAGCGUUACUACAUGCAUUAUCAUCAUUGUCAUCAUUAUUGCCGUGAUAUGGAUUUUGAAGAAGGUAUGCAACAUGUCAUCAAGAUACCUGCCAGCAUCCAUUGUACUACCUCGUUUAAGAUAAAACAAAAUAAUUGCUAUAUAAAUGUACAGAUAUAUAUUACUUUGCUCAACUUUAUUCAACUUAGACUGUAAUUAUAAGUAAUUUUUCUGUAUGUAACAAUUCAAUGUUCAAUAGAUAUAAUACUCAUAAAAAGACUAGGAUCUUUUAAGGCGGGGAGAAUGUACAGUUCAGUAUGUUUGGUUGAGGAUAGGCCAACAAAUAACAGACAUGUGUGCAUAGUAUAUAUACCCAGAGAUAGGGAAUUUCUAUGAUAAAACCUUAGAUCAUAAAAUGAGCACAUGUUGGAACACUUAUGUAGAAGUAAGCAUUUGUAUUGUUUAUCAUUAAGUGUAUCGUUUAUCAGUAAGUGAUUUUCUAAUCAUUAAGAGUACAUGUGUUUCAACUAAGGCAGGUAGCUAGUUCACUAUGUAAAUAUCCUGUGGAUGGAAAUAG